Thalassophryne amazonica is the source of this 2172-nucleotide messenger RNA. RefSeq names its product kelch-like family member 8 (gene klhl8). NCBI's taxonomy places the organism in Eukaryota, Metazoa, Chordata, Actinopteri, Batrachoidiformes, Batrachoididae. Gene Ontology annotation, molecular function: protein binding. Bases 102 to 1946 code for a protein of 614 amino acids. The transcript has 12 exons. The record is from RefSeq and is a predicted model, not a curated record.
GAAUCAUCGGGAAUCACAACAAACGUGCCAAACAUUUCUCUCAUUGAAACCGGGAUGUUAAUUCUUGCUGCGACAUGAGGCUUUGUAUCCUGUAGCCAGCUAUGGCACCAGGAGAUGUCCUUCCUGACCAUGCCAAGCAGCUGAAGUGUAAAGAGAAGCGACCUGGAAGCAGGAGCUCGAAAGCAGACUGUGAGCCCGAUGGUUCCUUCAUCUUUGAGGCUCAUGAAGCGUGGAAGGACUUCCAUAAUUCCCUGAGACAUUUCUACGACGUUGGGGAACUCUGUGACAUUACGCUGAAGGUUGGCAGCAGAUUGAUACCAUGUCACAAGCUAGUGCUGGCUUGUGUUAUCCCAUACUUCAGGGCGAUGUUUCUGUCUGACAUGUCGGAGGCCAAACAGGAACUGAUUGAGAUCAAGGAUUUUGACGGUGACGCCAUCCAGGACCUGGUGCACUUUGCUUACUCCUCCAAGCUCACGUUAACUGUGGAUAAUGUUCAGCCGCUACUUUAUGCUGCUUGCAUCCUUCAGGUGGAGUUGGUAGCGAGGGCCUGCUGUGAGUACAUGAAGGCCCACUUUCAUCCCACCAACUGCCUGGCAGUUCGUACAUUUGCCGAAAGUCAUAAUCGUGUGGAUCUGAUGGACAUGGCUGACCGCUACGCAUGCGAGCACUUCACUGAGGUAGUGGAGUGUGAGGACUUCACAUGUGUGUCGCCUCAACACCUGCGUACCCUUUUGUCCUCCAGUGAUCUAAACAUCCAUUCAGAGACACAGGUGUACAAUGCAGCAGUCAAGUGGCUGAAAGCUAACCCCCAGUACCACGAGGCCUGGCUAGACCAGAUCAUGUCUCAGGUGCGCCUCCCCCUGCUCCCCGUGGAGUUCCUGACAGGAACAGUGGCUAAGGAUGAGAUGAUCAAGGGGAACCUGAGUUGUCGAGACUUGCUGGAUGAAGCGAGGAACUACCACCUCCAUCUCAGCAACAAGCCAGUGCCGGACUUUGAGUAUUCAGUACGCACCAUACCCCGAAAACACACUGCAGGUGUUUUGUUCUGCGUGGGUGGCCGGGGUGGUUCUGGUGACCCAUUUCGUAGCAUCGAGUGUUAUUCCAUAACCAAGAACAGUUGGUUUUUUGGACCUGAGAUGAACAGCAGACGGCGCCAUGUGGGUGUGAUAUCUGUAGGAGGUAAGGUUUAUGCUGUUGGCGGACAUGAUGGUAAUGAACAUCUAGGAAACAUGGAGAUGUUUGACCCCCUCACCAACAAGUGGAUGAUGAAAGCUUCCAUGAACACUAAGAGGAGGGGCAUUGCAUUGGCUGCUCUUGGUGGUCCCAUCUACGCUAUUGGUGGUCUGGAUGACAACUCCUGCUUCAACGACGUGGAGCGCUACGACAUCGAAAGUGACCGAUGGAGUGCCGUGGCUCCAAUGAACACACCCCGAGGAGGAGUGGGAUCUGUGGCUUUGGGGAGUUAUGUGUAUGCUGUGGGAGGUAACGAUGGUGUGGCAUCACUGUCCAGUGUGGAGAGAUUUGACCCCCACCUCAACAAGUGGACAGAGGUCAAAGAAAUGGGUCAGCGACGGGCUGGAAACGGAGUCAGCAAACUCAACGGCUGCCUUUAUGUAGUGGGUGGCUUCGAUGACAAUUCACCCCUGAGCUCCGUGGAGCGCUUUGACCCGCGGAUGCACCGCUGGGAGUACGUGUCCGAGCUGACCACGCCACGCGGGGGAGUCGGCGUGGCCACAGUGAUGGGGAGAGUGUUCGCAGUCGGAGGCCACAACGGAAACAUCUACCUGAACACUGUCGAGGCUUUUGAACCUCGAAUGAACAGAUGGGAGCUGGUGGGUUCGGUGUCACACUGCCGCGCUGGAGCCGGGGUAGCCGUGUGCUCGUCUCACGUGAGCCAGAUCAGGGACGUCGGCCAAGGCUCCAGCAAUGUGGUCAACUGCAUGUGAUCGGCGGCCCGCCUCCCAUGUGACUGUCUGUUUGUCAGGCCACCAAUCAGACGAGAACACUGCACACAACACGAAGCACACAGUCAGUGACAGACGGUGCAGUCAGUGUAACUGGUUCCACAUGUUGAUGUUCAUUCAGCCUGCACGCGCUCCCUGAUCAAUAUGACAGCGGUUUGACUGACGUCUGAGAGGACUGGCGUUUUUUUUUUUUUUUUUUUUUUCUGAG